CAGUUUUGCCUGAAAUGUAGUGGCGGACUCAAGUUUUGCCCGCGAGUAAAUUAUUCAACAUUAUUUUUUAUUUUAGCUCCAUAAUAUAAUUUACGAUUUUUCGAACGAAAUGAAAAACGAGAAAUGAAAAUGUGAAAAUCAAACAACGAGUGGCUUUGAAAUAAUUCGCUUGAUUGAGUUUAAGCGUUUUUUUAGUAACAAACAAAAGCCCCAGCUUUAGUAAGAAAACGUUUUAUAAACAUCGACGAAAAAUUCACGAUCAAGUUAAAACAAAAAACGAUAGGCAGAGUUGCAAAGACUCUCCCAAACAUCACGUCCUAAACCACAUACACACACAAAAUGUUGCGUAACACGCCCUUCGGUGCCACGCCCACCUACAAAUUACUUCUGGGCUUUGGACUCUGCUCCCUUGGUGGCGCCAUGCUCUACGCGUACUUUAAGACUCGAAAUGAUGAGGAGGAAGAGGACUCAAAUAACCAACACCAGGCUUCAAGGACUGCAAGACAAACGGAGGAACAGAAGCCUCAGAAAGAAGUGUGCCUCAAAAUCGUUGUGGAAAACGAACAUGUGCCCCUGAUAAUGGGACGGGGUGGUUCCAAUAUCAAGCUAAUUGAAGAAAAGACCCUCGCCAAGAUAAGAUUACGGGACAAAGACAGUGGUCACAAAUUUUGUGACAUUUCAGGCGUUCCCGAUGCCGUAAAAGCCGCUCGAGUUCUGCUUAUCAAAGAGAUUGAGCGGGCACCUGUUGUGAAAGUGGAACUGCAGGUUCCUCAGAGACUUGCCAGCAAACUGAAUGGACGAGGUGGCGAGCUCAUCCAGGAGAUACGCAGUAGCUCACUGGCAAAGCUGAAUAUUGACCUGAAUGGUCGAAAUGGAAAGGCUAAGAUCACGAUUGUCGGCAAUCAAAAGCAGGUGAACAUUGCUCGGAAAAUGCUGGAUGAUCAGAUAGAGGAGGAUGAGGAACUGGCACGAUCUAUGGAGGAAGUGGAGCAGCGUCGCGAACCCCGCCGAUCCCCUACUAACAGCAUUGCAUCGUCCAGUUUGUACUCAUCCCAGACAUCCUUGAGCUCUCACACUCAACCGAGGGAUAAAUUGAUGGCUGCAAAGGGGGAAGGAAAGCCGAUGGAAGUUUAUGUUUCAGCUGUGGCCUCACCUACCAAAUUCUGGGUACAGCUUAUCGGACCGCAGUCCAAGAAACUGGAUAACAUGGUCCAGGAGAUGACCAGCUACUAUAGUAGUGCUGAGAACCGGGCGAAACAUGUGCUAACUGCUCCCUAUGUGGGUCAGAUUGUGGCCGCCGUCUUUAAGUUCGAUGAAAAGUGGUAUCGCGCGGAGAUUGUCGACAUUAUGCCAAACCAGUACAAUCCAAACGAGCAGGUCAUCGAUCUUUACUUUGUGGACUAUGGUGAUAGCGAAUAUAUUUCACCAGCGGACAUUUGUGAGCUUCGCACCGAUUUUCUCACACUCAGAUUUCAAGCUGUGGAAUGCUUUUUGGCUAAUGUGAAGUCCACCAUCCAAACUGAACCUAUUACAUGGCCGAAGUCCUCCAUUUCAAAGUUUGAGGAACUGACAGAGGUGGCCCAUUGGAGGAAACUAAUUGCUCGGGUGGUGACUUAUAAGGAGCGUCCAAAGGCCACAACCGCUGUGAAUUCCGCCGCUAAGGAGGGCACACCGCUACCCGGAGUCGAACUUUUUGACCCUGCAGAUAACGCUGAACUAAACAUUGGCGAUCUGAUGAUCACCCAGGGAUUUGCUUUACCAUUGGACAAUUCUUAUCCGGUGCGAUCACGCUCCUCAACGCCCUCGAGUAAUAGUGACUCUACUAUUGAAGAGCUGUGCGUCAGCAAUCCAGUGACUCCUCUCACUCCCCACUCACCCAUGUCAAUGUCUAUUGACGCGGAGAGCAUUACGCAGGCGGAGGACGAACUCCUCGCACAGCAGCUGCAACAUCUGCAGCACAAACUUAAUGGAAAUGAUUUAAAAACAAUUAAUCCGGCUAAAUUGACAGCAACAGACCACGAAAAUGGAAAUAACAAUAAUGCCAACAAACAGACAAAUGGCGGUAGCACGCAUUAGGAAUUCAAAUUGUUACUAGUUAUUCUCGCCUAAUUGUUAAUAAUAUUAAGGCUGGAUGAGCAGCUCACUACUUGACGUGUACAUAAAAGUAUAGCUUUUAAGGAACUUAUUUUAUAGGUAUGGAAGCAAACUGUUUAAAUUUAUCGCCGCGACUGAUCGACAUAUCCUAGAUCCUAAAAGCUGGCGAUGGACCGGCACAGAUCCUUAAUUGUUUAUAGCAAGCUUUGCCAUGUUACUUAUUGUUAGCAAAAACAUUUGUACAUCAACAAAAAAAAAAUACACAAAAGAUCACAAAUUUAUCAAAAGAAAUGCAUUUUAUAAGAACAUCAAA
Drosophila eugracilis is the source of this 2407-nucleotide messenger RNA. RefSeq names its product tudor and KH domain-containing protein homolog (gene papi). Gene Ontology annotation, biological process: spermatogenesis. Lineage: Eukaryota; Metazoa; Arthropoda; Insecta; Diptera; Drosophilidae. The record is from RefSeq and is a predicted model, not a curated record. Gene Ontology annotation, molecular function: RNA binding.